ACGGGUCCAGUCAGUCAGCGCUGCACGUUUCUGCACCGCACGGGAAUGAAUAAUUGAUCUUCGCUUCGGUUAAACCCAUUGAUGAGGAGGAACUGAUUGGUGAACGGAUUCCGCGCUCACUUUUUGGGAUUUACAUUCUUAGGUCGAACAUUUCUUUUCUCUUUUCCUCGACUGAAGAAAAGUUUGCUUUCAGACAAAACACAGCUGGAGGUGGCAGAUGGAAACAAGCUCUCAGUGUACACCAAGCGCACCUUAUCCCGGAGGUCUACCAACAUGGACCCGGAGUCACUGAGAAGGUGAAGACUUAGUGUUAAAUGCUCCCUGAGAGGCUUCCCUCAACACGGCGACUGCUCAAAAAACUGCUGUUAGUUCAGUGAUUGUGUGAACCAUUCACAUCCUGUUUGCCAUGGCAUCCAGUCUGACAUGUACGGGUGUUAUCUGGGCCCUGCUGUCCCUGCUAUGUGCUGCUGCCUCCUGCGUUGGCUUCUUCAUGCCCUACUGGCUGCUGGGGACGCAGAUGGAUAAGCCUGUGUCGUUCGGCACCUUCCGGCGCUGCUCCUACCCAGUCAGAGAUGAGGAGAGGCAGGCCACGGUGAUGCUGGAGCAGUGCGGGCGUUACGCCUCCUUCCACGGCAUCCCAAGUCUGGAGUGGAGGAUCUGCACGGUGGUGACUGGCGUGGGAUGCGGCCUCCUCCUUCUGGUGGCGCUCACGGCCCUCAUGGGCUGCUGCAUCUCUGACCUCAUCUCCCGUACAAUUGGCCGUGUGGCCGGCGGCAUCCAGUUUGUUGGAGGUCUGCUCAUAGGAUCCGGCUGUGCACUCUAUCCACUGGGAUGGGACAGUGAGGAAGUACAGCAGACCUGCAACAACAGCUCAGACCAGUUUCAGCUAGGGUCCUGCCAGAUCGGCUGGGCGUAUUACUGCACCGGGGCAGGGGCGGCGGCUGCCAUGCUGCUGUGCACCUGGCUGUCCUGUUUCGCCGGGAAGAAGCAGAAGCAGUACCCGUACUGAAGAGAGCAUCAGAGAGACGGGGACAGGCAGACCUCAGGCGGUGCGACUGAAGGGAGAGGACUCUGACUCUGUGGACUCACAACAGUACAGCACACCAGGCACCAAAGACAUCAAGUCGUUAUGGUGCUCUGCACAUCAUGGGACACUACUCAUCUGGCAACUGCAGGGACUGUUUCAUUAUGCAGCACACACAUGGCUUUGAAAACUGGUUCUUCUCUUAAAAGCUGUUCUUCAAUGAAAAAUGUAUGGACCAAUCCUAUUUGUAAAAUUGUUACAUAACUAUUUCUUUAAUGAAAAGAGUAUUCUCCUUUUUUUUGUCUUCCUGCUCUUCAGUUAUCAAUGUUGAUGUGAUAGUGCGCCGUGUGAUGAAGAGAAGAAAAAAGUAAUAUUGCUUCAUUGUUAUGUGAAGUGUUUCUGUUUCCUCUUCGUGUCUCAUUUUUGCCUUAUAAACAAACUGAAAUGCAAUAAUCCCUAUAACGUAAAGCAAUCCAAUACUGGCUGCCUGCUUCCUCCACUCAGCCUUUUCAGAUCCCAAAAAUCUAAGCAUAGUUUAUUUAACACAUUCGUUAGAUAUUUGUUGUGUAUGAUAAUGUGUUUUAUCAUAUUAGCACAUGUUUUGUAUUCACUCUUCAAAUUAUUCUUUGUCAUUAUUUUCGUUUUGUAAAUAAAUGUUUA
Molecule: messenger RNA, 1684 nt
Organism: Chelmon rostratus (copperband butterflyfish)
Lineage: Eukaryota; Metazoa; Chordata; Actinopteri; Chaetodontiformes; Chaetodontidae
Product: LHFPL tetraspan subfamily member 6 protein
Exons: 4
Coding region: 407-1009 (200 amino acids)
Cellular component (GO): membrane
Source: RefSeq, a predicted model, not a curated record